Messenger RNA from Sinocyclocheilus rhinocerous, 1022 nucleotides. RefSeq names its product retinol dehydrogenase 12-like. The coding region runs from base 1 to 948 and encodes 315 amino acids. The transcript has 7 exons. Lineage: Eukaryota; Metazoa; Chordata; Actinopteri; Cypriniformes; Cyprinidae. The record is from RefSeq and is a predicted model, not a curated record.
AUGAGUAGCUUUGGAGAAGACCCUUCUUGCUGGUUGACAUGUAAUAAGACUGUUGGGAAAAUUAAUGUCUUAAGAGGGCUUUUCACCAAAAGCUGGUCAUCUGAUAUUCGUUUAGAUGGAAAAACUGCUAUAGUGACUGGAGCAAACACCGGGAUUGGGAAAGAAACAGUCAAGGAUCUGGCAAUGCGGGGUGCACGAGUGAUCCUGGCCUGCAGAGACCUGCUGAAGGCCGAACAGGCGGCUGGUGACAUAAGCAGAGAUGUGGAGAAUGCAAACGUGGUGGUUCGGAAACUGGACCUGGCAGACACCAGAUCCAUCUGUGAUUUUGCUGAACUGAUUUACAACACUGAAAAGUCUCUUCAUUUGCUGAUUAACAAUGCUGGCGUGGCAAUGUGCCCAUAUUCAACAACAGCAGACGGUUUUGAGACACAGUUCGGAGUCAAUCAUUUAGGACAUUUCUUUCUUACGUUCCUCCUUAUGGAUCUGUUGAAGCAUUCAGCUCCUUCCAGAGUGAUUAAUGUCUCAUUGGCCCACCACAUGGGAAAGAUCCACUUUGAGGACCUGAACAGUGAGAAAAGCUAUCAUCCCGUGAAGGCCUACGUACAGAGCAAACUGGCCAACAUACUUUUCACGCGAGAGCUCGCCCCGAGAGCGGAAGAGAUGGGAGUGAGUGUUUAUGCUGUGGAUCCAGGCCUAGUGAAGACAGACAUCAUUAGGCAUUUGAAUAAGUCUCUGCAGUUCUUUGUGAAGACAUUUGGUUUCCUGAUAAAACCCCCUGAGGAGGGCGCAUAUACCACCCUGUACUGUGCCCUCACCCCUGACCUGCCCACUGGAGCCUACUACAGUAACUGUGCCAUGGCUCCAUGCUCCAGGGCCGCUAAUGACGACAACACUGCUAGCAGACUGUGGGCUGUCAGCUGCCACCUGCUGGGAAUUCGCUGGAAAUGAGAUUUUAUGACUUUUCAAAAUUAUAUUCUUGCUGUUUGUAUUGACUCAGAGAUACUUUGAAGGUUAUCCUACUG